Messenger RNA from Vespa crabro (European hornet), 3123 nucleotides. RefSeq lists its product as uncharacterized. The record is from RefSeq and is a predicted model, not a curated record. Bases 754 to 3123 code for a protein of 789 amino acids. Lineage: Eukaryota; Metazoa; Arthropoda; Insecta; Hymenoptera; Vespidae. Gene Ontology annotation, biological process: proteolysis. The transcript is spliced from 12 exons. Gene Ontology annotation, molecular function: serine-type endopeptidase activity.
GACCGGCAUAGGUGGAGAUGCCGAAAGAUCGAAAUUCAAGCGGCAUUGGAGGGCGAGGAGGGGAGAGAUACUCAAUAUCGGCGGAUACUAUAAGAGAAGAAGGGAUAUGAAACCAUCGCCAGUUAUAUUGACUUUCUUUUAAGCGACACGUGCAUACGCAUAUUCCAUAUAGAAGGAUACAGAGAUUAAAAACAGCUUUCCUCGAGAAAAAAAAGAAAAGAAAAAAAAAAUAAAUUUACUGACAUUAAUAAUACUAACAUAUAAACAUGGACACAUCACCUACAAUACCACCUCCGCAUUCCAUGUGACAUGAAUAUAUCAAAGUAACUCGAAGAAGUUACUCGAUAACCGGGGACAGACCUUGUUCAUUUUUUAAUUGACCUUGUCCAUGGAACCCAAAUUGGAUUCCUCGUGAGUCAUUGUAAAAGACACCGAUAAUUCGGAAUUCAUCCAAUGAUAUCAUCUGGAAUUCAUCAAGAGUGACAAAAAAAAAGGAAAGAAAGAGAUGUUUCGGAACGAAUGAAUGAAAGAAAUUGGCAAAUUGAAAUCACACGAAGUCGGAUAGCCGCCGCGUCCUUAAAGGCCGAAGGUAAAUCAACGCUUCUUUGUAACUGUAAUCUCUAAAAAGAAAGAAAGAAGAAGUUCCAUAUCGAUGUACAAAAGUUGCGUCAAGCAUGGAUGAGAAUUCAUCCUGUCAAAAACAUCUAGACGAAAUGACGCAUACAAAAUCGACCGCCUUGAAAAGCAGUGAAAAUGCUCAAAAUGAGAACACCAUUAUGGAUACUUCUGAUUGCAUUAAUAUUAAAUGCAUAUACAAAUGGGCUUCCUUACAAUCAGAUUCCUGAAUAUUACACAUCACAACAAUCAUCUUGGUAUAAUAAUAAACAGGAUCAACAACAAGAUAAUAGCUUUUCUAAUGUCUCGCCACACAUUUUGCAAGAACAACAAGUCGGCGAAUUUGGCACGGGUUGGAAUCAAUUAAAUCCUUCAGUUUAUAUUAGUCAAUCUGACUUAUAUUCUGGUUCAAUAUCUCAAAACACAGACGUAUCAGAUUUUAUUACACUUUCUCAAACAAACUUAAAGCAAGGAGGAAUAACCGAUGGCGGAUUAACUUUGUCUUGUAAGGGAGAUAAUAAAAUCUGCGUAAAUAAAGAUCUUUGCAUAGAUGGAUACGUUAAUUUCAUACAAAAAGAAUUAAUUCGUGAUAAGCAGCAGAUUCAACAAUGCAAUCUCAAAUAUGAAAUAUGUUGUAUCUUAAAAGAUUAUUUCGAACAAUCACCAUCUGAUGUUGGUGACACAAGUAUUCCUUUCCUAGAACAUAGUGAUUAUCUUGAUGUCGAUCCCAUAACUAAUAAUCAAGAACAUAUUCGUCCAGAACAAGUAGAUCAACAAAAUCUUUUGAUCGAUUUAAGUCCAUCUCAGAAUGUAGAAUCAACAAUAAAAAAUGGUGUUAAACAGGUUGUAAUUCAACAACAAAUUACUGAUUUUAAUAAAGAUACAGAUAUAAGCUCAAGUACUGCAGUACCUCUACAAUCAUCAAUAAGUUCUAGCACUAAUUUAGAUCAUGUAUCUACUAAAGGUUCUGCUGAAGUACAGCCAUCAUCGAAUUUACCAAAUUCAAGAUUUACUGAUUUCCAAGUACCAUUACAAUUAGGAUGUGCAGCAGCUUUACUUUGUGUAGAAGAACAAUUUUGUACUAAAGAAGGAGUAAUUAGCACACAGCCUAUCACAUUUACAGAAAAGGAUAUUCUACAGCGUGUUCCAUUAAGUAGUUGUAAAAAUUCUGAGAAUGGAAUUAUUGGAAAAUGCUGUCGUGAUCCGAAUUAUGUAGAUCCAUGGCCGACGGGUAAUUUACCAGCAAAUUAUUCUGGUGGUUUUGAUGAACAAGGAUUUCCAACAUUUUUAAAUAUAGCAAAAGUACGACCACCAAAGAAACCAACUAGUGCCACAAAAACAGCAUCAACUAUUAAACCUUCAGUGAAACCAACUACAUCUAGCAAUGAACAAAUUUUUACUUCUAAAUCAUCUAUUCCAACAUUAUCCACGCUAUCAAAUGAGAAUAAUUAUGAAGUUUCUGAUUCUUCUAUUCAUACAACUAAACAAAACACUGGACCAUUCUAUACUCCACAAAAUCCAUUGAUAUCAAAUGAAACACCUUUAAUUGUACCAAGACCAUUCACAAGUAAUAUCUAUAAUACUUCAUCCAGCAAACAAAAUUCUGUAUUGGUUCCAUUUGGACAAAUACAGAAUAAAUGUGGAGUACGAAAUAAUGUUUUACAUACAGAAGAAUUAGAUAACCCUGUAACAUCUUUUGGUGAAAUUCCAUGGCAAGCAAUGAUAUUAUCAAAUAAACAUCGCAGUAUAUUAUGUUCUGGAGUAAUAAUAACACCAAAAAUUGUUUUAACAACAGCUUAUUGUGUAAAUGGAAUUACACCACAAGAAGUUUCAGUAAAGUCUGGAGAAUGGAAAUUAGGAUAUGAGCUUGAACAUGAAGAACCACUUCCAUUCGAAAUAACAAAUGUAUCGUCUAUUGUUAUUCAUCCAAAUUAUGUACUGGGAUCUUCUGUGAAUGAUAUUGCAGUUCUCUAUUUAGAAAAUGCUAUAACAUACAACAGACAUGUAAAUCCAUUGUGUCUGUCAAAUUCAAUUGAAACUCAAACAUUAAAUAAAUGCAUUGUAACAGGAUGGGGCCAAGCAAUAAUUAAAGUACAUGCACUUGGUGCUAUUAUGAAUAGUCUUGAUCUUGACAUUUUAUCACCUGAUGUGUGUAUGCAACAUGCAUCUGGACAAAAAUAUAAUAUAAAUAUAGAAUAUGGUUCUAUAUGUGCAAAAUCACAUAAUAUAAAUCAUAAUAUGUGUCAAACUGAAAUUGGUGGACCAUUAGCUUGUCAAAGAGAAAACGGAAUCUAUGAACUUGCUGGACUUUAUAGUCAGGAUAAUGGUUGCUCUCCUACGCAUCAAAUUGCAAUAUUUACACCUAUUGACAAUGAUUGGUUAAAGAAAAUGAUAUAUUAUAAUGAAAAAAAUAUAUCUUCUCCAACAUUUAAUACAAAAGACGACUUGUAUGACUAUAGGAAAAGCGAUCUUCCAUCCGAGAUAAAUCAAUAUUUACCACCAAUCUAG